CCUUUCCGGCGCCUCUGGCAGGCACUUACGACAGGCACUACAGGGAAGCACAGAUGAUUCGGCUGACGCAGCACGCCUGGACUCGUCAUCCUUGCGGGCCAGUGCACAGCGGCUGGCUUGUUUCAUCAACAACGAUCUGUGGAUCUUUUCAUCUACGAAUUAUCAGGGAUGCCGCAUUUGAUGUGAGACCAGAAAUAAAAUGGGGUUGAAGAUCUCGAGUCCUCAGGCGAGUCGCAACCGGGAGCCUUUGCAGUCUUACUUCAGCUGCGAAGUCGAGGUAAGGCAGAGUAUCUCCCUGCCUUGACUCCUGUUCAAUCGUCAUCACCUUGAUCUUUCUGGCACGGCAUCAAUCCAUGAAUCCUCGCGAGCACAGUACAUCAGCUGGCCUUGCAUGAGUAAGAGAAAGAAAAUACACACUCGCUCGUUACCAAGGCGCUUUCAUCACGUUUCUUCGAAGGAAACGAAGUUAUCACCAUUCUCGGAGGCGAAUCGAUCAAUUCGGAAAUCAGAGCUCUCGAAUGAGUCCACAACGACAUUCGUUACCUUUCUGCAGAUAUCUCGAUCAUGAUCCAGGGGAGGCGUGCUGUGGUCUGCCUGGCUGUUGCUACCAUACUUGUUUUAUUACUUUAUUACCGAACAACCAGCUCUUUAAUCACGACCAGGUCAUUACGGAGCACCGUUCCACAGGUCAUCGGGCUAGGAGAGUUAUUUGAGUCUGACGGUUAUGAAGAGCAGGAACUAGUCCACUUGGGGUCCCGACCUCAGGAAUAUCAACAAUCCCAUACAGCCAACGAUGCAGCUCCGACCGAGUCAACGGAGCCAAUAACUUUUGGAAGCACCCCGCCUGGGAUGAAGAGCUUCACGCGCAAUCUUGUCAUGGCCAGGACCAAGCAGGAGAACGUGACAUGGCUCGAUGAGGUCGAUUUGGGCCCGAACAUCAAUCGUAUGAUCUAUGUCGCCGACGACCCCAAAGCUCCCUUACAUCCGCCCAAGAACAAGGGCCACGAAGUCAUGAAUUACUUGACCUACAUCAUCGAUUUCUACGACAAUUUACCGGACGUUAGCAUCUUCAUGCACUCUCACCGAUUCGCAUGGCAUAAUGAUGAUUUAUUGAACUUCGAUGCUAGCGAGAUGAUCAAGCGGCUGAGCAAUGAGAGGGUACAACGACAAGGAUACAUGAACAUGCGAUGCCACUGGAUGCCUGGGUGUCCGGAAUGGAUCCAUCCGGGUCAGAUUGAGCCGGACAAAGAGAAACUCGAGCAGGCAUUGAUGGCGGAAGCCUGGGCUGAAUUGUUCCCGGGCAAAUCGAUCCCGAAUGUGCUUGCUCAGCCCUGCUGCUCGCAAUUCGCCCUGAGUCGGGACAAGAUUAGAGAGUUGCCCCAGGAGACGUACUCACAUUUCAGAGAUUGGCUGCUACGCUCGGAAUUUCGAGACACGAUGAGUGGGAGGAUCUUUGAGUACCUCUGGCAGGUAAUUUUCACAGACCAGAACACGUUUUGUCCCAAUCAGCGGACGUGCUAUUGUGAUGGGUUUGGUGUGUGCUUCGAGACUGAGGAGUCGUUUGACAAGUGGUUUGAGAUCAGAUAUAAUAUGAAGAAAGCGGAGGCCGAGCUGAAGGAGUGGGAAGAUCAGGCUCAAGCGAUCGAGCAGUAUAGAAAGGAUGGAAAGCUAGAAGAGAUUGAGGCGGGUGCGCUGAAAGUCCCCGAGUAUGGGAAGAAUGAAGAGCUGGCUGCUAUGAUCAGCGAGUGGGAAGCCGACCUGGAGGACAGAAGGUUGGAAGCGCUGCAGAGAGGGGUGGAUGCGAGAAUAAGAGCGGAGAGCGAUGGGAGGUCGUGGAGGGAGGGCGAUGGCUACUAAAAGUGUUGUGCUUCACAUUCGCAUUGAGCAGGGACGUCUUGCAGGAUAGGUUGCAUUCAACAUGGUGUUGAAAGGGUAUGAACAGUUGGCAUAUAUUCGGAAUGCCAUUCGGGACGGAGUUUGUCAUUUUGGUUAUUAAACGAGAUAUAGGGAUAACGAUGAAUCGUAAAUAGGGCCAUCCGGGAGAUAUAGCAAUGACUCGAUGUGUAUGGUGGCGAGGAUGAAGUAUUCAAAUCCAG
Molecule: messenger RNA, 2096 nt
Organism: Exophiala xenobiotica
Lineage: Eukaryota; Fungi; Ascomycota; Eurotiomycetes; Chaetothyriales; Herpotrichiellaceae
Exons: 1
Coding region: 565-1857 (430 amino acids)
Source: RefSeq, a predicted model, not a curated record